GGGUUAUUUUUCCCAUAAAUCCUGGCAGCAUUAUUAAUUAUUACGUGAGCAUUUGCGCUUUGAAGAACGCAAGAGGCAACGACUGAACAACCUUGGGAGUAAUCAGGAGUGGGCGCAGGAUACGAAGCGAGCGAGCCAGUGCUAAUCAUUAUCAUCAAUUCCGGAUUUGCAAUAAAGGAACGCAGAAAAGCUUAAAUUAAAAGACGAAUUGAAGCAAUAUAUUAUAUGAUGCCAAAACUUACAUGGAGGAUUGAAGAUUUCUCGAAAAUUGAUGAUAUAAAGAUUUACUCGGUGACGUUUGUCGUGAAUGAGUACAAAUGGAGGCUGUGCCUUUAUCCAAAAGGAAACCCAAGAGAUCAUUUGUCUCUGUUCCUCCGUGUGGUUGAUACAUCAAGCUUACCCGAUGGGUGGAGUGUAACCCCUAAAUUCAGUCUAGCUCUUAUUAACCAGAUACACACCAACAAAACCAUCAAGAAAGAUACGGAAGGUAAAUAUGACGCUCUAUGCACUACUGAUGGCUACUCUUCAUUUAUCUCGCUCAGUAAGCUUCACAAUAAAAGUGAAGGUUAUCUUGUCGAUGACAUUUGCUUGAUCGAAACUGAAGUUUCUGUUCUGGAUGAUGCUUCUCAAAGCUCCAGUGAUGAAGUAAGUUUCCAAUCCAUGUAUAUGUACAAAAAUGAUUUGUGUAGAAGCUAAGUUUUACAAAAUUGCUUCAUGUAGACGUUAAGUUUAUUAUGAUGCAUAUCAGUAUAUAAUGUCCAUUUUUCUGUCUAUGCACAAACAUUUUUUUCCUUUUUGAAAGGGUGUCACGAACAAUAAAUUAUUGGUUUAAAAGUUGUCUCCAUACAGACAAAAACAGGGAUGUACAUGAGACGUGUACAAA
This is a messenger RNA of Cuscuta epithymum, 883 nucleotides long. NCBI's taxonomy places the organism in Eukaryota, Viridiplantae, Streptophyta, Magnoliopsida, Solanales, Convolvulaceae. The record is from the annotation of a GenBank genome assembly.